Triticum aestivum (bread wheat) is the source of this 1194-nucleotide messenger RNA. RefSeq lists its product as uncharacterized. Gene Ontology annotation, biological process: DNA integration. The record is from RefSeq and is a predicted model, not a curated record. Bases 1 to 1194 code for a protein of 397 amino acids. Gene Ontology annotation, molecular function: nucleic acid binding. Lineage: Eukaryota; Viridiplantae; Streptophyta; Magnoliopsida; Poales; Poaceae. The transcript is spliced from 3 exons.
AUGUCUCACAAGCCAGCAUCAGCCCUGAAGACCAUCCCCCUCAUCUGGCCCUUUGCUGUUUGGGGACUGGAUAUGGUUGGACCACUGAGAACUGGCAGGAGCGGCUUCACUAAUGUGCUUGUUGCAGUCGACAAGUUUACCAAAUGGAUCGAAGCUAAACCUAUCAAGAACCUUGAUGCUAGCACCGCUGUCAGUUUUGUCAAAGAAUUGACAUUCAGAUAUGGAGUCCCACACAGCAUCAUCACGGACAACGGAUCGAACUUCGAUUCUGAUGAGUUCAGAGCUUUCUGCGCCUCUCAGGGCACUCGAGUCGACUAUGCUUCUGUCGCUCACCCGCAGUCGAACGGACAAGCAGAAAGAGCCAAUGGCCUAAUUCUCAAAGGGUUGAAACCCCGACUGAUGCGUGAUCUGAAACACGCUGCAGGCGCUUGGGUUGAUGAACUUCCGUUGGUUCUAUGGGGAUUAAGGAUAACUCCUAAUUGGUCGACCGGACAAACUCCUUUCUUCUUAGUCUAUGGAGCCGAAGCUGUCCUGCCAAGUGACCUGCUCCACAAUGCACCCCGAGGCGAGCUCUUCUCCGAAGAGGAAGCAGAGGAGGCCAGGCAAGAUUCAGUCGAACUCCUAGAGGAGGAAAGAGAGAUGGCCUUAAUCCGCUCGACCAUCUAUCAGCAAGACUUGCGUCGAUUCCAUGCCAGAAAUGUGAGUGGUCGAGCCUUUCAAGAAGGAGACCUGGUUCUUCGAGUGGAUCAACAGAAACCACACAAUCUUGACACCGCCAAGGAGGAGCUAGACUACAUCACCGCCAGGGCGGCGGAGGCGGUGAUUGGCAGGGAAGCUCGCAGUGCCGGCCACGUGGAGCACGAGGCCAAGGUGGCCGCGGAGGAGGAAGAGCUUGCCGGAUGGGCAGAGUCUGCUAGGGAGGCCAACAGUGCCGGCACUGGGUCCCCCCUCAUCGAAGGUGCAGUCGAGGAGUCAACCGAGGAAGAGUCCGGGGAUGACGACCCUCUGGUCACAGGGAGAAGGCGUGUCCUGCGGCGGGCUAGCUUUGGCAAGCCGGUCCGGCACGGCAGGAUCGAGCAGCAGCAAGAGGUCCAGUGGGAGUCCAUGCGCCCAACGAGGGCCGCGACAGCGAAGAAGAUGGUGAAGACCGCGGUGGCGAAGAAGAAAAUAAGUGCCGGCAACACCACUAUCUAA